Molecule: messenger RNA, 1671 nt
Organism: Anneissia japonica
Lineage: Eukaryota; Metazoa; Echinodermata; Crinoidea; Comatulida; Comatulidae
Product: TLC domain-containing protein 3A-like
Exons: 5
Coding region: 61-912 (283 amino acids)
Biological process (GO): lipid homeostasis
Cellular component (GO): endoplasmic reticulum; membrane
Source: RefSeq, a predicted model, not a curated record
CCGCCCGCUGUUGGCUGUUGUGUUCCUCAUGGUUCCUCCUUCUACCCGAAGGGAGAAAAUAUGCUUUUAAAUCUGUUCAUAUCAUCUUUGGUUCUUUUCUUUCUGCUAUUUGGAUUGUUUUGCAAUAUUUUACGACCUUCCACUAAGAAGUUUGAGAAUUCAGAAGGUGUUACCACUGAAGUGGCAAAUAGGCUGGUAUGUAUCCUUCAGGGUAUAGCUGCAUCCGUUGUUGGUUUGACUACAGUUGUUUUUUGCAAUUUAGAUGUAAUUCAUGACAGAUGGUGGUUAGCAGAACCCUAUAGUGUCAUCAACACAGCAUAUUUUACAUAUGAUGUUUAUGCAAUGUUUAUAGUUUAUCGCCAUUCCAAAUAUGAAAUACUCCGCCUACCUUACUGGACAGCAGUUGGCAAAUUUCUGAAUGCCAGGGGUGUAUUUGUUGCUCAUCAUGUUCUCACCAUUCUCAUUGGUCCUCCAGUUAUAUUAUAUUUUAGAAAAGGACUUGGAGAUUUCUUUUUAGGAUGUUACUUAUUAUCAGAGACAACCACACCAUUCUUCAAUGCAAGAGUAUUGUUGAAAAAGAUUCAAAAGGAUAACACAAGACUGUACGUGCUUAUCAACAUUUUGUUAUUCUUUGUGUUUGUGUGUUUUCGACUACUCAUCUUUCCAUUCAUGUAUUACUCGUAUGCACAGUACAAACAAAUCAGCAUGUAUCAGGCGUUCUCGUCAAUACCUUGGCAUUGUAACCUUGGUAACUUUGGAUUCUUACUUCUUCAAUUGGGAUGGUUUUACAUGCUAAUGAGAAUCGGAAUGAAGAUGGUGAAGUCAAGAUUAAAAUCAAAGCAAGUGGAGUCUAUGCAACACAGUGUUUACUCAAGUGCAAUCAAUGGUUAUGACACUUAUCACAGUGAUUAAAUUAAUGCAAUUCAAUAUUCGUAGACGUUUCUGUUGGUUUAAUUUAACAGGCACCAUCAGAUUGUGUCGCAUUGAAUUGAGUAAGCUGACUGACGUGACAACAAUCAGCGUUUAGAUUUAAAAGAAAUGCUGCACUGCAUUGUAAUCAAUCACUAAACAGGAUGUUUAUGCUUUUAACUGCCACAAAUGGAUGAAUGCACACUCACGAACAUUAGAAACAUUGGACUAAAGCAACUGGAUUUGCAAAAAAUGAUGUUUUGUUAUCUAUAUUGGUCAUUUGUAGUCUUUCAAAAACAAUGGGGUAUAAUAUUUUCAUCAUUUCUAUUCUGUAUUCUAUAUUGCAGAUACUUAAAACAUGUUUGAAUUUAUUUUUAUUAUAAUGUUGUCCAUAUAUUUAUACUGUACUAUUUAUUUCAACCAUUCAUGCAUCCACUUCAGAUUUUUGUUUGUGAGACUAUAAACAAUGGUUAAUCAGACUUGAGGAGUGAUAGUGACUCUCAGACCUAAAUUUGAAUAUAAUUUUCUUUUUUUCUCCAUUUUUAUUUAUAAUUUAUGUUAAAAAUAUAACGUCUGAUACAACAUUGAGCUGAUAGUGUCUACCAUGCUUUUUACUCAUUAUAACACUAAUAAAUGGAGACUAAACAAAACAGUUACACACUUGGUAAUGCAUACCUGCUUUUACACAGUGUAAUGUAUUAACAUUUAUGCUCUUUUUAUAUAAGAAUCUUUUUAUUUAAAUAAAUCAAAUGUUAUACAAAA